Molecule: messenger RNA, 1167 nt
Organism: Alternaria hordeiaustralica
Lineage: Eukaryota; Fungi; Ascomycota; Dothideomycetes; Pleosporales; Pleosporaceae
Exons: 5
Coding region: 1-1167 (388 amino acids)
Source: RefSeq, a predicted model, not a curated record
AUGAUAGCCGUGGCCAGAGAGGCCGCCAGGAUAUUCGAGAUCGGGGGAAGGGUCAAGAUCGAAGAGAUUGUCCAGCGAGGCUUGCACGAGGACGCCGCAAGCGUAUUGCGCUCAGGUCGUGAUCCACUCCAACGGCUGAAGCGACUACUCGCGUUCCUGAGCACGCAAGACGUACCUCUCUAUGACGAUCUCAUGGAUGAAACAUCAGAAGUGAUGCAAGCCGUCCAAUACUACAAUGUACGGAUACACCCACAAUACAAGGCAUCCCAAGAACUGGCACCCAACCCCGCCCUCGUGCUUUUCCCUCCGCAGGACAAGACACGAUGCUCGGACAUGACUAUCACUACAAUUCUCAUGUUCAUGUGCUUAGAGCUCCAAAACCCUACCUUUGCGGAUGGACGUUCACAUGUGAAUGCCAUGAAGCGGAUAGUUGACCUCAGAGGUGGACCCAAGCAGCUCAUGAAGGAAGCCCCGUACCUGGUCCCGUCGAUGGUGCUCUACCUACUUCCGUCAUGGGACCAAGUCGACAUCAGCAACACUGCAGAGGAAAUGACAGAAGACAUAACCGACAUGUACAGUCUCAUCUUCCCGUACACGCUCUGUCCGCGAGAGCUCUUCACUGAGAUAUUGCGGACGAACCAGCUACGCGCAAAAGCAUCUGCAGCAAUACAGCUGUGUGGUUUCAACCCGGAGCAUGCACUCGAAGCUUAUGACGUCCUCGGCCGCAUCGAGGCCUUCUCAGUCGAGGACUGGGCGCGAGCUGGCACAUUUUGCACCGAAUGGCUGACUGUUGGUCUGGUGUAUAAAUCCGCCGUCGCGCUCUACGCCACCUUGUCCCUUUGCUCACUCAUGGUCCUCCCGACGACACCUUCACUGCUCGAGAGUCAAACAGCUUACGGCGAUGUCCUGCUCAGCAACCUCGGCACUGCACUCAAGGCCCCGCGUAUGGCUAAGUUUAUGGUCUGGCCGCUCAUCGUCGCGGGUGUAGAAGCUAUGCAUCGCGGGGAAGGGACGCGCAACUGGAUCGAAGCGGGCUUGGAGGAUCUGAGUAGGACGCUGGGGACGAGUUGCCCACUCAAAGUAUGUUCGGUGCUGAAGAGAUACUGGAAGGGCGGGGUUGCCGGGUGGGACGAGUGCUUCGAUCAAUCGUAUGUGUUUGCAAUCUAG